UAUAGGAAUAUGCUAAAUACAUUCAAAUAUUUUAUGCUAUGAUUAUGCAUAAUCAAAAUUAAAUAAUAAACCUACUGUUUUAUAGUCAAAUAUAACCAAAAAUUGCUCUCGUCAUUAGCAAGUGUUUCUCUCAUUGUCCUGAUUCUUUUAAAUAUUGCAUAAUAGUCUAUAUUUUAAUGCAUCUGACUCACUUCAUACUCAGUGUUUAGUCUCUUUUGAACUUCAGGAAAGGAGGAAGAUUCAUAAUGGUGAAUAAUUUGGAGCAAAUUGUACCAAUUGGACAAGUUCAGGAUGUAACAGAACACGGUAACCCGACAGAACCGCAAGCUUCUUCUCGAUCCGAUAUGUCACCGCUUGUAAAUGGAAGACCGAGCAGCAUGAUCAUAAAGAAGGCGCACACAGUAAUUCCAGCUCACCUGAUAGCUGAAGCCAUAUCAACCAUCCGCGGCCUCGACCUGAGAUGGUCAGUACCGAUUACUCCGACUGAAAUGGAAUACGUCCGGCAGUACGUUUUUGCGAAAUACCCACAAUAUAGCAAUGGAAUUGUGGAAGAAGGAGACACAGCUGAUUUUUUUAGCAAUGAAGAGCCAUCAGAAUCAAAUCAGGACGAAAAGCGGAAUACUACUUCUCCAAAGAAUCUUGCGGUUUCGAAAGAUUCUUCUCCUUCAUUCACUCGUAGCCUUUCGGAUCUCGACAAAACUCAGCUGGAAUCGUCAAGAUUGCUUGAUAUUUUUUCCAAGAAAACUUCAUUUCAGGGGAAUUUCAUUUCAAUUCCUGAAAUUCAAGCUCAGAAUAGAGCUCUGAAACACUGCGGUCUUAGCGAAAAGGACUAUUUGGUCAUUUUCAUGCCAAAUUAUAAAGAUGGAAUGGUUAUGAUUGGAGAAAGCUACCCUUUCUUUAAAGGAAAUUACUAUUUGACCAUAAUGAGUGAAGAAUUUGAUGCAAUUAGAGAAUUUGCAAGUCAUAAAGAAUCAAAGGUUAUUCCAAUGCCAGAAUCUUGGUUAGACCUAAGGGUAAAAGGGUCACAACUUAGUCAAUAUUUCAGAAGGAAAUGUAAGUAUAUACCUAAAGGGCUAUUUUCUUAUCCAAUUAUAGUGAAUGAGACUAGAUACUCUUUGCAUUGGAUUUCAGAAGCACAUAGAAAUUCUUGGCAUGUCCUUCUCGACGCUACCGGAUUAGUUUUCGGGGACGAUCGGCUCGCUCUCGCCCUUCACCGGCCGGAUUUUGUGCUAUGUACGUUGGAUAAUAAUACACAUUCUCAACCAUCAAAAAUUACAUGUCUUUUGGUCAGGAAAAGAUCAUUUGAUACCACUACCUCUACAUCUUUGGCAUAACCAAAAUUUGGGGCAAAUUGGUAAUUAAUAAGGAUGUAGAUUUGAGUUAUUGUUAUAUAUUAUUAAUUUCCUGCUUCA
Molecule: messenger RNA, 1412 nt
Organism: Mercurialis annua (annual mercury)
Lineage: Eukaryota; Viridiplantae; Streptophyta; Magnoliopsida; Malpighiales; Euphorbiaceae
Exons: 3
Coding region: 246-1334 (362 amino acids)
Source: RefSeq, a predicted model, not a curated record